This is a messenger RNA of Marasmius oreades (fairy-ring Marasmius), 3117 nucleotides long. RefSeq lists its product as uncharacterized. Lineage: Eukaryota; Fungi; Basidiomycota; Agaricomycetes; Agaricales; Marasmiaceae. Bases 76 to 2712 code for a protein of 878 amino acids. Gene Ontology annotation, biological process: small GTPase-mediated signal transduction. The record is from RefSeq and is a predicted model, not a curated record. The transcript is spliced from 10 exons. Gene Ontology annotation, cellular component: cytoplasm. Gene Ontology annotation, molecular function: GTPase activator activity.
GUGACCCUUAACCUCCUUCCACAACGUUGCCUGGACGUCAACCACGAGGACGACGACGAAGAAAGCCUAACGACGAUGCCCUCUUACAACAGUCUAUCCCUCCAUCAACGACUAGCAGCUCUCUCCACUGCUUCCUCUUCUCCAAUUACUCACUAUGACCAGUCGCUCAAGUCGCCAAUAACUCCCAGAAGGUCCUUCUUCCACGCUCCCUGGUCAAGACGACAGACGGAAUCCGAUCACAAGGAGAUUGGGAUAGUUCAGGAAGCCAUGUCCAAGCUGAUAUUCCAAGCUGGUGUUGACUUUGAGACACGGCCAAUGGUUGUUGUGAAUGCUUCUGCAUUGCCAGACCCGCGACAAGUAAAUUAUGAUAUUCUACUUUCACGAGUAUUAUUGUACCUAGAUCUAUAUGUUGAAUCCGAUUACACGGUUGUCUUCUUCGCUGCAGGAGGAAGCCAUUCACCAGGCUGGAACUGGGUUUGGAAGGCUUACAGAAGUCUCAGCCGCAAGUACAGGAAGAACCUCAAACGGCUUUAUGUCGUCCAUUCUACGUUUUUCUCGAAGAUGUUGUUUUCGCUUGCUGGCGCUGUCAUCAGUCCCAAAUUCUUCCGCAAAAUAACUUAUAUCUCCAAUCUUUCCGAAUUGGCCUAUCAUAUUCCUUUGACCCAAAUCGACAUACCACCUACAGUUUACUCGGAGAAUCUCAAAUGUGAGAGCACCAUUACCCUACCUACACCGAUACCUUCAAGCAUAUUUGGUGUGCCCCUAGAGGACAUCAUGGGCUAUCAAGGUGAAAAGGGGGGCGUUCCGAGAGUAGUGAAGGACGCUGUUGCCUUCAUUAGAGAAACUGGGAUGGAAGAAGAAGGGAUAUUCCGGAGGAGUCCAAGUAGUACGAUGUUAAGAGCUGCGAGGGAGGCAUAUGACCGAGGAAACGUUGUCUCGCUCGAAAACUUCGCAGACCCACAUCUCGCAGCCGUUCUGCUCAAAAAGUACCUACGGGAUCUACCUGAGCCUAUCUUCCCCGAGGCGCUGUAUCCCACCAUCCGACGGUGCCCUCCGCCUACAGACCCGACAGAUAUGGCAGCCGUGAUGUAUGUGCGGGAUGUGCUACUACCAGAGUUGCCUCCGUGUGCGUAUAUCCUGUUGAGCUGUGUGCUACAGCUACUGCAUGAAAUCUCCCUCCACUCUUCUUCCAACCGAAUGGACGCCUACAACUUGGCGGUCGUUAUCUCUCCCAACCUAGUCAAGAGCAACAAUCCCGCUCGGGAUGUGAUGAUGUGUAUGCCGCAAGGAGCGCCAGCACUCUUUGAUGGUCAUUCUCCUCCUUCCCCUCCUAUGGACAGCCCUGGUUCCCAUUCUCCUCAGACACCGACGCCGCGCUCGCGCUCGCAAACACCCACAUCUGCGGCUUCCCUUGCGGACCCCAGAACGCCCGUGGUAUCCGUUACGAGCAGUACACCCGACACCUCGCCCCGGCCACCGGAUGUGAAUACCAAUACCACCACUCUUGGGACUAUCAUCAAACUUUGUAUACAGCGAUACUACGAAGUUUUUGAUGAGGUCCGUGAUCCUACGGAAGCUACUGCUGUUACUGCUCUCCCUCCUCACACUGAAGAAGCGGAGUUUGUGGGUGAUGCGGGGAAAGGAACGAUUGGGAGAGGGUUCGGGUUUGGGAUGGAUAUAGAGUUGAGUGGUAGUGAGGGUGAGGGUGAAAGUGAUGAUGGAGGAGUUGAAGUCAAGGAUGGCAACAACUUAUUGGGGUUUCGGUUUGGCGACGGGGGGUCGGGCACGGGCACGGGCACGGGCACGGUGAAAGGUCGGAAUUGGAAUUGGAAUUUGAACACUAGGACUGGUGGUGCUGCUGGUGCUGGUGCCGGUGCUACAACCACCGGUACAGUCAGCCGUGCGUUUAGGAAGCUCAGUAGUGGUGGGCUUCUUCCAGGGGUUGGGGUUGAUUAUAACUUCGAUACGGAUGAAGUUUUGUUUGCCAAGCUUCAACAUCACCGGAGACAGAGUAGCGGCCGGCAUAGUAUGCGGAGUACUGGCACGACGGAUGAUGAAGAGAUUGAUGAUGCGAUGUUGAUCAUGCCGCUGGGUCCUCCUAGUCCCAGACAAUCGCCUACCUCCGCCUUCCCCUCACCCGUACCUCAUUCUCCGAACCACAUAUCUUCGCCCACAUCACCCUCGUCUCCUGCGAGACCACCGAGCUCAUGGGAGAACCACAAGUAUAACUAUACGACUGUUGGGUCUAACUACGCGACGUAUAAGUCCAAGUCGAGGGUACAACGAGCGGCGAAUCCUUAUGCCCCAAGUACUUCUCAAUCACAUUCGUAUCCUACGAGCACACCCUCCUCCAUCCAUUCUGGUAGCGGGGGUGGUGGGUUUUCGUAUGCUGGGAAGGCUCGAUCUGUGAUAUCUAUCGAGAAAGGUGGUGGAAGUGCUUUUGGUGGUACUAUCGGAAAGGGAUCGAUUUCUGUGGGAAGGGGUACCAUGAAAGGGGGUACUACUACGAGGAAGAGUGUAGGUGCUGGGGUCGAAGCGGUGGGGAUUACAGCGGAGGGAUUCUUUACGCCUCCUCCACCCGUACCGCCGUCACCUUCUGGGGUUGGGGUUGAGAAGGAGGAGGAGGAGGAGGAAGGGGUUGGUGAUGGCAGGGCGAGGAGCGAGGACGAUUCUGUUGAUACCCCCACUGCUGAGGUUCCGCCUUCUGCUUAACUAAAGGCCAGCGAAGGGGGGGGAGGGCUUGGUUGUGCAGUUUACCUUGGUAAUGGCUUUCGAGGCACAUGGAUUUUUACGGAAUCUGCAUUCCUCAUCACCUCUCCUCCCCUUCAACACAUAUUUACUCGCCCUCCUUUCACUCUCGGGCAUCAUGGGGGUGGAUAUCUGUAUCUGAUACAGCCCGAUUAACGCAGGUCACAACGAUCUUCAGAGGUCCCUUGGGGAUCGCCUUGUGGUCAAACGCGAUCCGCAAACAGGCAUCUUAGUUGGGUUUUGAGUCACCACAAGGCGAAACCAGACGAUUGUGAUGGAUUUUUUUGAGGAAGUAGCGUUGCUAUAAUUUACCACCUGUGUUUAUCUUUCCCGCGUAUGAAUCGAGUUUGAUUUCCUGUGCAUGCCUCA